This is a messenger RNA of Dipodomys spectabilis (banner-tailed kangaroo rat), 1350 nucleotides long. Its product is annotated as PRAME family member 12-like. Bases 1 to 1350 code for a protein of 449 amino acids. Gene Ontology annotation, cellular component: cytoplasm. Lineage: Eukaryota; Metazoa; Chordata; Mammalia; Rodentia; Heteromyidae. The record is from RefSeq and is a predicted model, not a curated record. Gene Ontology annotation, biological process: positive regulation of cell population proliferation; negative regulation of cell differentiation; negative regulation of apoptotic process. The transcript has 2 exons.
AUGCAGAGCCUGCUGAGCAACCAGGCUCUGGCCAUUGCUGCCCUGGAGGAUCUACCGGUGUUGCUGUUCCCUUCGCUGUUCGUGGAGGUCUAUGCCAGGGCCCACACAGAGGUGCUGAAGGCCCUGGUGCAGGCCUGGCCCUUCUCCUGCCUCCCCCUGGGGGACCUGGCAGAGUCUCCAGACCUGGAAACCUUCAACGCUGUCCUGGAUGGGCUCGAUCUGCUACUUGCCAAGAAGGAGCGCCCCAAUGUCCUGACUGACAGGCCAACAGAGAGCUGUAGUUUGUUGAUAACUGAAGAGCAGCCCUUGAUUAUACACAAGAACCUGACCAUCAAAGAUGGCUCCCAGAAUGCUCUCCAAGCCUACCUGCUCCAGUGGGCCAGGGAGAAGCAAGAAAGAGUCCAACUCUGCUCAAGGAAGCUGCAGAUUCAUUCCAAUUCCAUCUACAUAAUCCAGAAGGCUCUCCUUACAGUGCAGCUGGACUCUAUCCAGGAACUAAAGGUAAAUAAAUUCUGGCAUCGAGAAACCAUGAAAAAAUUUGCUCCUUACCUGAGCCAGAUGAAGAACCUUCGCAUCCUCAAAUUCUCCAGGAUGAGUGCCAACUUCAACACUUCCAGACACAAGAAUUUCUCAUAUUCCUGCAAAUACGCUGUACAUCUGGGACAGCUGCAGCAUCUGCAGGAGCUGUAUGUGCAUGACGUCUUCUUCCUUUAUGGACAGCUGCCCACCAUCCUCAGGAACCUCACCCUUUUGAAGACCUUGUCUCUGAGUUCGUGUCCACUGAAGGAGGCUGACUUGUGGUUCCUGUCCCAGUGGCCCUGCUCCAGGCAGCUCAAGCACCUGCGUCUGAGGAGUUUGCCCCUGGACAACUUCAGUCCUGAGCCCCUGAGAGUCCUACUGGAGCACGCGGCCGGCACCCUGGAGACCCUGGCCCUGGAGGACUGUGCCAUCACGGAUCCCCAGCUCUUGUGCAUCCUGCCCACCCUGAGCCUGUGCUCCCAGCUCUGCGUCUUCAGUUUCUAUGGAAACCACAUCUCCAUGUCUGCCAUGCAGAGCCUCCUGAGCCACAUAGCCAGGCUGCCUCAUUUGAGACGAGGGCUCUACCCUGCCCCUCUGGAGAGCUACCACCCUCAAGGCUGUAGGGUUGGGAACUUUGACUCUCAGAGAUUUGCCCAGGUUCAGGCUAGGUUGGCACAGGCAUUGAGAGACAUGGGGACUACUCAGAAGGCCCAGAUCUGUACCAAUUUCUCUCAUCGUCACAAAACAUGCCAAUUCUAUACCCUGGGGCCCGAAGGCAACUGGGUGGUCACCAUGGAGCGUCUUCCUGGCCUUUCUGCUCUGCCUCUGUAG